UAAUGUUGUGAUGUUAAUGUGGCUGAAUGUCAGAGCACAACAUGAUAAAUGUCUGUCUUCUGCUGCUUCCCACAGAGGCCAUAGAGAAGAGGUACAUGGAGGAGCCUCAAUGGGUAAGACAGAGGCAGGAAACCUCCAUGGAGCAAUGCAGAAGAAUCUCUUGAAAUACUCAAAAUGAUGCUUUAAUAUCUUUAAUAUCUUACUUGUUUAUUAGAGUUCUGUGUAAGGUAUGUUUCCAAAAAGCAAACCUAUCAACCAUGAUAAAUGGAUUUUAUAUGUGCCGCAGUUUGUGUUUUCGUACAUUCCUGUGGAAGAGAACAAGUGAAAAGACAGGGUUAGAACUCAAGACAACCCUACAUUUCAUAUGUAAUUGUCCGAAAUGCACAACAUUUUCACGUUUUGAUGGAAACAAGAUUUCAUGGGAAAACAAAACAGUGCAGCUGCACUCCCGACCGGCAGGGGGCAGACUGCAGGAAAAGAUGGACCGCAAACGUGCAAGGAGGAGAGCAGAAACAGAAGUGAGAUUAAUAUCAACAAACUGAGUUUACAACUCAAGUAAAACUUAACUACAUCCGAAACCGAUAAAUUUUAACACGUUGUUGUGUUCAGUUGAAAUGCCGUAAGAAAUCCAGUACGUUACGGGGAAGUAUGUUAAUGCACGUCGUGGAAGUGGUUUGUUUUUUCGCUCAAACUCGGUGGCUAGUUUAGCCAUUUGGAGGAGAGCUAAGUUAGCUAACUUUUUUUGUCAGUUGGCUGGCGUGAACUCAUUUGGACACCCCCAGCGAGCAAACAGUCGUCUAAUAUGCUCGGAUAUUACUACGUGCUUAGUUUUAACAAGGUUGUGGGUGUAGCAGGGUUAUCUCUUUGCUGCUGUUGUCUGUUUGCUGCCCGUCCUGGUAGUUUUAUGUGGCGCUGACAGAGCCCGGUUCGCUCGCAAUGCUCCUGCAGCUGCUCCCACCUGUCAACUAGCUGGUUCCUCUCCUCCUGUCUCCUGUCUCCCUUCUGUCGUUGCCCAAUGGCCCACUGCGGCUCCUCCGAGUCGAGCGCAAAGGUACAGGCACCGCGUCCGGAUGGCAUCAUGCCGUCGCAGGGUAGUGUAGACCAGAGCAUGAAGCCGGUGCUGUUCGAGAUCUUCGGCGAGAUAUGGACCGUCCAGUCGCGGCUCGGCCAGGGAGUCUCGGCCUCGGUGUACCGGGUCAGCUCAGGCAGAGCCACCACCGCCGCUGUUAAGGAGUUUCAGGCCGACACUCAGGGAGGAGAUUACGGGUAUCACAAGGAGAGGUCCGUGUUGGAGGACAUCCAGGGACAUAAAAACAUAGUGACAUUGUACGGGGUGUUCACCAACCACAGCUGUAUGGGUGUUUCGACCCGCUGUCUUCUGCUGGAGCUCUUGGAUGUCAGUGUGUCUGAGCUGUUGGUGAGAGGCAGCAGUGGUACCCAGGGUGGUAGACCUCAGCAGGGCCACUCCAUGUGGCUUGUUCAGCACUGUGCGAGAGACAUCUUGGAGGCUCUCGCCUUCCUUCACAAGGAAGGCUAUGUUCAUGCCGACCUCAAGCCACGCAACAUCCUCUGGAGUGCUGAUGACGAGUGCUUCAAGGUCAUCGACUUCGGCCUCAGCUUCAAAGAGGGAAACCAGGAUGUCAAGUACAUCCAGACAGACGGGUAUCGCGCUCCGGAGGCUGAGCUUCAGAACAGUCUUGCUCAGGCCGGGAUGGAGGUGGAGGGAGACUCGGGCUGCACAGCCGCUGUGGACCUGUGGAGCCUGGGCAUCAUCCUGUUGGAGAUGUUCUCAGGAAUUAAACUCAAAGAAACUGUCCGCUCGCAGGAGUGGAAGGAUAACAGUGCUGCCAUUGUUGACCAUAUCUUUGCCAGCAACAGUUUGGUGUGCCCUGCAAUCCCUGUCUAUCACCUCAGAGACCUUAUCAAAAGCAUGCUUCUCAAUGACCCAAAGCAAAGAUGCACCGCUGAAACUGCCCUGCUGAGCCCAUUCUUCAGUAUUCCCUUUGCUCCUCACAUUGAGGACCUGGUUCUGCUGCCCUCUCCUGUUCUGCGUCUGCUCAACCUGAUUGAUGACAGUCAUCUGCACAAUGAAGAAGAGUAUGAAGACAUCCUGGAGGACAUGAAAGAGGAAUGCCAGAAGUACGGCUCAGUGGUUUCUCUGCUCAUCCCCAAGGAGAACCCAGGGAAAGGACAGGUGUUUGUAGAGUACGCCAACUCGAGUGACUCCAAAGAGGCCCAGCGGUUGCUGACAGGUCGCACCUUCGAUGGGAAAUUUGUUGUGGCCACCUUCUACCCUCUCAGCGCUUAUAAAAGAGGUUACCUGUAUCAAACUGUGCAGUGAAGUCCUGAAGCUCAAUUUACACUUCUGCUUUGUUCGCAUGAAAAUAACACAACUGCGCAGGGCACCAUAAAGGAAAAGUCGUUUUCUCUCUUUAAGAAUAACCAGACCACACGGAGUUAUGAGUGGCCACCCUGCAGUUAAAAUUGAUUCAGUUAUCAAGGAGUGUAGCAUAAAGUUCUGCAUGUUAGCCAUGUGGUUUUCUACUGUUAAUCUGUGUUUUCAUGCAGAGUGUAAAUUGAACUCAGUUGUGAGGGGCGUACAGCAUCACUUUAUUUCUGCUGCCUCCUGUCUGUGCGCUGCUCUUAUCAGUACACAUCCAUGUAGUGGUUCAAGGUGAACUGCACCUGUUUCCAUUAAUGACUCUGGACCAGAGAUCUGUGGUCUGAGGAAAAGCAGUUCCUGCUCUAGCUUCCAUUACACUCUCAUUAAUUCACGCUUCAUUCAUGGAAAUGACCACGCUGAGAGAAUUUGUAAUUAUGACAAGAAAAAUCUUUGGUGUGGGUUAGUUGAGCAAAAGCCUUUAUUGACAGUGUAAGGGUUUGAGAAUCUGUGCUCUACAUUACAUCUAAAUAGGUGCAACUCUCUAGAUCUUAACACUUUAUCUCAUCAGUUGAGUCAGGGAUGUGAUUAGAAACAUGUAGCGGGAUAACAUUGAUCUCCCAGUAGUAAUGACUGAGAGUUUUAUGUCUCAAACUUAAAAAUCCUGAUAGCAAAAAAAAAAUCCCUGUCAACUGAAAAUGUCCUGUGGUGAAACUAGCAUUCUAUCCUGUUGUUAAAUUAAUGAUAAUAAGAAUUAUGUUAUUGUUGCCUAUUUAUAUUUGUUAUGUUUAACAUUAGUGGAAACUUGCGUGAAUGGAAACGUGCAUGAGUGGAAACGGCGUGGUACAAGGGGAUAUACAGGUAUUCUUUUCUGGCUCCUCAGGCAUUUUUUCUGGUAGAAAUAGUUUUGAGUGACCCUUCCACCAGCUGGUAGAUUUCACUCAUUUUCUGCCAUUAUUUGAGUAAGCCAAGGGCUCCCUGUUCCCUGUCCUGUAGCCUUAUGCUUUGUCUCCAUACUCGGAGAAUAUUUUUAGCAUCAGUUAAGGUACUGAUGUCUGAGAGAACAUACACUGGGUUUUGUGUUUUGACUGCAACACUGAAAGGGCAUAUGAACAAGUUUUUGAGAGUGUGCUGAAUUUGUCUGGUUCGCGACAACUAAUGUAUGAAUAUGAUGUAAAUCCAAAUCCUUUCCCAGUUGGAAAAUUAGUCUGUGAACAAAAAGAGCAGUAGUUCCAAGUGUGGUAGAAAAGUGUGUUCUUCUAACUAACUAAAGUCACGUACAGUUUAAUUUUACCUCCUAGAGUAAUGUAAUUUGAAUUCCAGCCUAGAGCCAAAGUGUCACGCUGUGUUAUCACUGUUCAGUGUCUCAGUGAGACAAUAGAAAAUGCAGAUAUAUAGUCAACUGUUGCUCUGUUAUGCAAGGCCACUGUGUGUAGCGUUUUUUGUAGCAUCUAUCAAAUUACUCUAAUGGCACUCUGUGUUUUUCUGAUGCCAAAAUGUUCAAAUCCUACACAUGGUGGCUUUAAGGAUUGUGAAGGGAGAGUGCAGUAGCUACUCUAGACAGAUACAGUGUAAUGUUAUACAACCUUCACCUGAUACUGUAAGGCUCUCAGUUAGUUUGUGCAUAAACUCUAGUAAGUUGAAAGGUAGACUCCUAGCCCAACAUUGUAGCACUGCUGUCCUGUAGGAAUAUAUUUCACCAAGGUGUUUGAGUACCGAAUAUACAGGAAGUAAUAUUGUUUCAUGCUUCUGUAUUUUCUCAAUCAAAAAUGUGACAGAAAUGUCAUAAAAUAUGCAGUUUUGGAGCCAAUACAAUUAUAUAAUUUUGUUGUUUUUGUUAUAUUGGUUAUAUCAGGGCAGUGACAGAGAUUUACUAAUGGAGUGCAUGAUUAUGUUGAAGAGCAGUGAAUGUCGGCAAGCCUGAUAUUUUUCCAUUGGAAUGUACUUUUUGUUGUAGAGCCAGAAAUUCUUUCAUUCUCUUGGUUCCACUGAGUCCACUGUGAUAACACAUGUAGUGCUCAUCAAGCCCACUCUGUCACACUGAAGCAUCAGAUGAUUUCUACACAAGUGCCCUAUGAUAUUCACAAGCUAGCUAGCUAACUAACCAAAAUGCUACUCUAACAACUGGUCGUGCAACACCUAACAUAGCUGAAGCCGUUGUAGAUGCCUUAGAAAAUAUUUCUCUUCUGGCAGAUGUAGUGCUGCCCACUAGCAAAACCCAGAUUGUUAUGGAUGAUAAAAAUGGAGCAGAAAUCACUUUCAUUUUCUUCACAAAGCUGCUCAUUGCUAAUUUUUCACUGUAUUCUUGUUAAAACCAGACUUUGCAACUUUUAUUGACUAGCAGUCACUGCAGCUACAAGUAAAAAUAAUGGCAUUAUGCUAAUGCUGGUAUUAGCUAAAUGCUACACUAAAUGCUAAAUUACUGUUUAGCAGUUAGCAGUACAAUUCUAUUUAACUAAAUGCUAAUUUGAUUGCUAAUGCUAAGUAAUUGUAACACUCACAUAAGUGGAGAUGAGUCAUGAAGUCAGAAAGCUGAUUCAGUAAUGUUACUGACAUUACUGAAUAUGUUAUAUGUUACAUGUUACUAACAUUAGCCAACAUUAGCUAUCAUAAACUACUGGUUAAAAAAAACCAAGUAAGGCUGUAGCUGCAAAACCUCUAGUGUCUUGAAUUGCUAUGAAUUGGAAUGUUUCAUGUGUAAGAGGAAGAAUGUGUCUGAAAGUUACAUAAUCUUGCUUUAAAGUCUGGUGUGUGAAGAACUGCACUAAUGUUUUAGAGCACAAAUAUAGAGUCCCGCUCCCGAUCUAAAUGGGUAAUGUGAUUUGAGUGUGAGAAAACCUAAAUAUUCCUGUAUAAUAAGAAAAUGUUGGAAGCUUACAAAUCUUCCUCUGUCUUAGACUUAUUUCUAUUGGCUGGACCGCAACAGUGGGGCCAGCCCUAUAAAUGCAAAUGUCACGGACUGACUGACUGACUGACUGAUAGAGUUGAGUGAUCAAGUUACAUCACUUGUCAGCCGAAUGCCAUGAGACUGAGUCAUAAAGUUACACUAUUGGUGGGCCGGCCGAGUGUUGGACUUUCCUCAUUGGCCAUUGCUCUUUCAAAAUGUAUUUGCAUGAAGAGUUUCUAUUAGGGGGGCGUUUAUAGUGUUGCCAUUUUAGUGCAUUUGUCGCUAGAUAUAGACAGUUUUUUUUUUUUUUUUUUUUAAAAAGCACCCAGCGAUAAAUCUAGCCACUCAGUGAGUGGCAGAGAGGUGGAGCAGCAGUUUAUUACCCAGAAGGAGGCUGUGCAAUGUGUGCAAGACAAAAUAAGAAAGGUAUUCUGUUGCUUCUAACUUUCUCUCUGAGAAAGUAAACAUUGAUGAUUUUGUCAGACGACGUUGUGGUAUUUUAGCAGUGCAUAGCAGCAGCUUGGAAACAACUUAGAAGUUAAUUUGUAGUCUUAAUGGGCUUUGUUUCAGUCACUAUUUCAAAUUUGUUCCGUUGUCUGACAACAUAAACAGAAAAACCUGGAACUGAGAACAGCAUUAUUGGAAAUUUUGCUUAAAAUACUGUAUAUUUGAGCACAGGGAGGCUGAGAGAGGGAAACACAUAAAUGGCUGACACUAGGCUGAAUGCAAAUACAAAGCAAUAAUGCCAGUAGGUUACAGUGGUUCCACAACAGUUUUCAGCUACAUUCUCAAUUUUGCUCAUAGACUAUACACAGUCCAGACAUAUACUAGGUUUUGAUAUAUACUAAGUGUUGUUAAAUACGAUGUUGCUCCUUCCAGUAUUAAAAAAGACUGUGACCUUUCUAAAUUCUGCAACAAAAAAAAACAACAAACAACAUUAGACUCGGAGGAAAAGUUGGAGUAUUGUCUCAUCUAAAGAACUACAAAAAAAUACUUUUUCUACAAACUGUAUUUGUAGGUAACUGAAAUGUGAAUUCCAAAGUUUCUGCUAGAGUCAACCACUGGCCAAAAAAAUCUUGAUUUGAAACUUGAAUCGGACUCCAACCACAUGAUUAUAAAGCACUUUUAAAUGAUCAGCCUGUGGUACGAAAGAUGGUCAGUGUUGUCACCUGUAACCAGUGGCCCUCAAAUAGCAACACCAGGCUAAAAUCCAAUGAACAAAUUUUCUUCCAGAAGUUUCCAUCACUUGUCCCAUAGUUUGUCAGGGACCUGGUUCAGAAAAUGAAUCAUUAAUAAUGUCAAGAUAUUCCAUAAAAAUAUUCUGCUGGUCCCUCAGACAAACAUAUGUAAACCACUUGGUCACUGGGACACCCUUCUCAUCGCCCAUGUUGGGUUCACUUUAAAGUGAGAGAGCCAUAUCUUUGUAAAAGUUUCCAAGACAAUUUCUAAGAUGAUGGCCUGCAACAUAGAACAACAAAAUUGUGGCUCGGGCAACAAGUGACAAAUAAUUACAUGACAAAAUGACACAAAUAACUCCAAUGGAAUUGUCUUAUCUUUGAUAUUAAGGGUUUUUAUCUUUCACACCUAAACUGCCUUGUUCCAGUCUUAAUUAAACAGCUCCCCGCUCAUAAAUUGAUGAUAAGAAUGGCUUAUGGUUGUCAUAAAUCACUUUGGUGGCAUGAAUGUUAAGCCACAGCAGGUCAUAAAACAGACGCAAAGAGACAAAGUUAGGAGAUGACUGACCAAAUGUGACUAUGACGUCGUCGUUAAUGACUUUAUUAACAUGACCAUCCACUGAAUCCACUGUUUAAAGCCUCACUGCCAUUGUUAAAUGCACUGCAACAUGGUCACUUUAUAAUUGAUUCAUGCAUUGGUUCGUUUGUCAUCUUGUGUUACAGACUGGAAGAUGUUACUGACUCUGAAUCACUAAGUGUUUUUGGCGUGUAUUAAUGUUAACAUUAGGUUAGUGGUUAUGUCUGGAGCUAUGGUUUGUACUGUUUCUAGUUUACAUAGAAAAGGGCAAAGCAUAUAUAUAUAUAUAUAUAUAUAUGUGUGUGUGUGUGUAUGAAUGAAUAAGAUUGCUCACUAAUUGAUUCAGCAUUGGCAAACAACUUGUUUUGACCUCUACCCCCUCUACUCUGUAUAUUACAGCCAUGCGUAACGUAGCCUAUACCACCACCCUCUGAUGACACUAUGCAGCCUUGUUAAUUCGCUCCAAACCAGUUGAUGGAAAUGAACCUAAUUUUGUGGCAUUCCUUUUGUACAUACUGACAUUCGGUCCACCCAGAGCAGCAGCCAAGAAUGUUGUGGUAUUUUUGUGUAUUGUGAUAGAGGGCAGUCCUGAUGAUAAGCACACAGUGUUGGUCAGCAGGUACAGAAAGAGGACACAGGGUGAAGAACACGCCUUAAGAUCUCAGCUCUGUCACGUUGAAUGAUGAAUCGACAGCAAAUUUUCUUCAUAUUGAGAUGAGAAUGUGUGGAAGAUGCCUUUCCUUGACCUGCACUGGCUUCAAGUCAGCAUGAUGGACAGAGGCCUCUGUCCUGUAAGGAUUGAGUUUGUAUGCAUGAAGCUUAUUGCUCUGUUUUGCUGCAUACCUCAAUUCUCCUACCUUCCCUUUGAGUCCUCCAUACUUUCAUCUUUCUUCAUAUCUCUGUGGCUCUAACUCAGACGACUCUACAGUUGUUACUUCUCAGGCUGUUAAAGCUGUAAUAGGCAAGAUUUUUUUUUUUCCCCCCAGUAUUCCCAUCUGUUUAAAUUCAGGUUGAUCUGGUUUUUGUGUGGACACCAAAGGGAAAUCUCUGCCCACAGGAAAUAAUCCAAACAGUCUUCUGCAAAUGCAGCAAAAAAUGUACUUCAUGAUAUCGGGUUGUUUAUGUCUUUACUUUUCACUGCCAUUUAGGGCUGCCAGUUAGCUGAAGUGCACCUUUAAGUCAGUUUACCUUCCAUUUUCUGUCAUCUAAGACAUUAUAUUUUUGUGUUGUUUUUGUCUUUGCUGCUCAGCGUGGCUCCAUUGUGCACUGACAGAUUCAGGGUUGUGCUUUAAUUUUAUGGCACCUGACCUUUAGGCCUGACUUUGAUAAGCUCUCAGCACAUUUGUGCAUUAGUGUGUGUCUAGGUAAUUUGGACAAGGUUUGUGUGUGUGCGCACGUGUAGGUAGAGAAGUGUAGAAUUUUUGGGGACAGCGAUAUAUAAGUUGCAAGAGCUGUUUACCUUAAUCCAUGACAUGUCUGUGUGAGACAGAUGUGUAACAAUGUGUCGGGACUAUUUUUCCUCCAUAUGUGUGUGUGUGUGUGUGUAGUGUUAUAGCUGAAGUGGCGUAUGCCUGUUUGCUUGCAAGAGGCAAUCUGAAAUAAACUGAAAUCAUAAGGACAGUAUGAGUUAGAGUCAGUUUAGAACUUAGUUAAAAUGCAAGAGUACAGCAAGUCAUUUAUAUGCUGUGUGUGACUGUAGUAUCCAUUCCUAUUAACAAGCACACAUCACACAGGCUUACCUUGAAAUUCUUUACAGCACAGUAGAUAAAAGCUGAAGUGUGGUGGUACAUAAAUCUUUAACUCAAGUUCACCAAGAGUGACAGCUUGUUGAUGAAAUAGGUCAACGAAAGGUGAAUGAUAAUUUAAAAAAUACUACUACAAUGAUUAAACCAAGAAGUGUUCCUAGUGGUACAAAAAGAACCGUGAUUUCAUGUGAAUGAUAGAAGUUGUUUUUCUUUGUAAUUAGAACUUAAAGCUGCAAUAGUUAAUUAAUUUCACAGGCCAGAAAAUAAAAACAAUAUAACUGAAAAAGCUGCAUAAAGCUGAGAUGAACUGCAGUUGGGUGAUGAUUCUUUGUGGGUUUGUCACUAUGAAUGACCACUUCCAUAUUACACAUUGUGAUUUGAUCUGCUGUUAAUAUGAAAAUGUUGAUGAGUACAGCUUUAAAUAUCUGUUAGGUCUGAAUAUUAAGGCAUUUUCGCAUCAAAUGAGUCUGAAUUCUAAGGAAAUAAUAUACUUUUUCCCGAAAUUUUUUCAAUAUAAUUUAAAACCAAAUCUGACCUGUUACUGUUGUCAAAUCAGGUUUGAGAAUAAAGCUGCACAAGCUCUGUGAGCCUAGAAAUACCAAAAUCCUAAUGGAACGAUCAGACAACCAAAACAAAACGAUUUGAUGAGGAGGGAGAAGUUGCACAAUUAUUGACAUUUAAAUCUCAACAACCUUCAAAAUGUUGGGUUUUUAAUGUAGUAUUUGAAAAUAUCAAAAGACAAUCAAUCAUACAAUUGUUGCCUUUUUCGGUCUUCCUUUUGGUUUCAACCAGUUUUAUCGAGGACUAGUUGGUUGAAUGUUGUGUAAAAGUUGGAUUUUAACACUCGAUGUUGAUCCAGACAACAGCGGGAUAUUUGAAGAAAAGUGCUAUGUAUGAUUGGAUCAGAUAAAUUGUUUUGGUUUUUUCUAAGUGAAACAAUAAAAUGUCAAGGGUUCGUGUUAAUUUCUAUUUCAAGAUAACAUAUCCUCAGUCAGUGGUCCUGCCUCAUGAAAUGUUCUGCAGGCCAAACUGGACUGAUUUUUAGUUUUUGUUUCUAAACUUCUGCCUAAAGACAAAAACACAAUGUGAGAAGGUCACUGUGUACAAGACACGUACAACGUGUGUGAAACUGUAUGAAUUAGUCCAUGCCUUCCAGUUGAGAAUGAAUCAUAGCACUCACAAUGUUUCAGUAUCUCAUAAUAUUAAAAAUGAUGCUUGACUUGAA
Molecule: messenger RNA, 9989 nt
Organism: Seriola aureovittata
Lineage: Eukaryota; Metazoa; Chordata; Actinopteri; Carangiformes; Carangidae
Gene: uhmk1
Product: U2AF homology motif (UHM) kinase 1
Exons: 9
Coding region: 1016-2341 (441 amino acids)
Biological process (GO): peptidyl-serine phosphorylation; regulation of protein export from nucleus; positive regulation of translational initiation
Cellular component (GO): neuronal ribonucleoprotein granule; nucleus
Molecular function (GO): ribonucleoprotein complex binding; protein serine/threonine kinase activity; ATP binding
Source: RefSeq, a predicted model, not a curated record